Molecule: messenger RNA, 1283 nt
Organism: Owenia fusiformis
Lineage: Eukaryota; Metazoa; Annelida; Polychaeta; Sabellida; Oweniidae
Source: the annotation of a GenBank genome assembly
AUUUAUUUUUGUUCAUGGGGAGAUGAUAAUGGAGGGCGCACUGUGAUCAUCAAUUGGUUGACUGAUUACUGUACACAAUAUACGCAUAUGAAAACAACUUGAGGAAAAUAAAUAGACAUAAUGAACUUAUCGCAUACAAGUAAAUUUAAAUUACCAGUUCUGGUACUUCUGGCAUGUCUUCUAUACAUCUCUAUGAUAUUGCCGAGGGUAUAUAUGACAGGGGGAAAUCCGAAACCAAUAGUACCGAGGAAAAUACAGUCUACUGAAAACAAACCUGGCGAGACUUCUCUGGAUUGUGGUGAAAUCUGUAGCUAUGAAGUGAAAGUUGAAGAGAAGAGGAAAUACUAUCCGUAUAUCCGGAAAACCGUCAAAUGUGGUUCAAUAAUGAAACGUAUGGCUCUCAAUCCAGCAACACCAGCGGUACCACCUCAGAAAAUCCCAGCAGAAUUAUAUGAUGCGUUUACACAAAAUGGGGAGCUUCCUAAUAAGAAUUAUUGGUACAUUAAUGACAAGAAGUCAAUUUCAAGGGUCAACAGAGAGAAAUAUUUUUCAAAGGAAGCAAUAGAACAACUAAUAAAAAACGACAAGGCAGGGAAAAUAAUUGGGACGUAUGACGUACAGGAACCUAAAAAGUCAAUAACCGCAUAUAAAAAUGAAAUAAGUAACAAUCGUGGAGUUGUGAUUGGAUCCCAAUCACCCUGGCUUGAAGCAUUGGCCUUAUCUGCUGGUGCAAAACACAUGACAACACUUGAAUAUAACAAUAAUCCGUUCCUUCAUCCUAACAUAACCAAAAUCCAUCCGUAUGAUAUGGCAAAAAUAUACGCAAAUGGUAGUUUCCAAGAAUUCGAUUUUGCAUUAUCGUAUUCAUCAAUUGAACAUUCUGGAUUAGGUCGCUAUGGAGACCCUCUGAAUCCAUAUGGAGAUCUUGAAGCAGUUGCGCAAGUUUGGUGCAUGCUCAAACCAGGGGGAUUAUUUAUUCUUGGACUUCCAGAGACACAUAAUGAGACAUCUUAUUUGCAGUUUAAUGCUUUGAGGAGCUAUGGCCAUAGUCGACUCAAACAUUUAACUGCAAAUUUUGAGGUCAUUGACCGUUUUAUUGGAUAUAAACGAUUUUAUCAGGGUAUUUGGGUUUUAAGAAAAUCACAAUGAACCCCAGUAUUUGAUAAUUUAAGCACAACAUUCAAUGCUUCGUAUGUGACGUACAGAGUGUCAAAUAAGUUUUGAACAAAAUACUCAAUUGACCGGUGUGAAAGAAAUGAAGGUCCCCCAGGGAUUAUGGUCCC